Molecule: messenger RNA, 5189 nt
Organism: Trematomus bernacchii (emerald rockcod)
Lineage: Eukaryota; Metazoa; Chordata; Actinopteri; Perciformes; Nototheniidae
Product: glutamate receptor-interacting protein 2-like
Exons: 24
Coding region: 1-3384 (1127 amino acids)
Biological process (GO): neurotransmitter receptor transport, endosome to postsynaptic membrane
Molecular function (GO): protein binding
Source: RefSeq, a predicted model, not a curated record
AUGAGCAUGUCAGCACGGGUCGCGUUUGGAAAAGGGCGCCUCACUCCCAAGCAGCUCUCCUUCGCUUUCCCUCAGUCAGAUUCCCUGAGGAAAGGCAGCCGGUGUGCAGGAGGAAAGAGGAGGAUGUUCUCAUUUUCUAUAAGAUGUCGACUGGGCAUCAUCAGAGGCAGAACCAAAGAUGAAGGGCCAUACUCAAAGGGGAGCAAGGACUCUGCGGCACCUGACCAAUCAGGUUCGUCCUACAGGCGCAGCUUCUCGGAGGAGUGCCGAGGAGUGACCACAGUGGACCUGAUGAAAAGGGAAGGCAGCAGCCUUGGCCUCACCAUCUCCGGAGGCUCAGAUAAAGACGGCAAGCCCAGAGUGUCAAACCUACGGCCAGGUGGGCUAGCUGCCAGGAGUGACCAGCUGAAUGUUGGAGACUACAUCAAGUCAGUGAACGGCAUCAACUUGUCAAAGCUUCGCCACGAUGAGAUCAUCAGCCUGCUGAAGAACAUCGGGGAGCGAGUCAUGCUGGAGGUGGAGUACGAGCUGCCUCCAUUUGUCCAGAACCCAUCAGGCGUCUCAACCAAAACCAUAGAGGUGUGUUUACACAAGGAGGGGAACAGCUUUGGGUUUGUCAUGAGAGGAGGCUUCCACGAGGACUGGCGCAGGUCACGACCUCUAUUGGUUACAUACGUCAGGCCUGGAGGUCCCGCUGACAGAGAGGGCACUUUGAAGGCAGGAGACCGAGUAGUGAGCGUAGACGGGAUGCCUUUAAACAGGGAAAAGCACGCUGACUCUUUGACCAUGCUGAUGCAGAGCGGCCAGGAAGCUCUGUUCCUGAUUGAGUAUGACAUCUCUGUCAUGGAGGCAGUGCAGCGAGCCUCGGGCCCUCUGCUGGUGGAGAUAGUGAAAGGUCCCUCCACCAGCCUUGGGAUCGGCCUCACUACAACAAUAUACAGGAGCAAACAAGUUAUUAUUAUAGACAAGAUAAAGGCAGGCAGCGUGGUGGAAAGGUGUGGAGCGCUGCACGCAGGUGACAUCCUUCUGUCUAUAGACGGGACCGGCACGGAGCACUGCUCUCUGAUGGAGGCCACGCAGCUGCUCGCCAGCACCACUGAUGUCGUUAAACUGGAGAUCCUCCCCGCCAGUCAGAGCAGACUUCCUGUCAGACCGCAAGACACAGUAAAAGUGCAGAAGAGCAACAAUCAUCACUGGGACCAAAGCAGCAACUACUGCCAUCCCCCACAUGCCAGCCACGGGAAGACAUGGAGCAGCCCAAGCCACCCACACAACCAGCAGGACCACUGCAAAUCGGUGGUGAGCGGUGGCUUCUCUCCUUCCUCCACAGCCACCUCAGGCUUCAGCAGCCAGGGGAGCAACACGCUGCCCUGCCCCAUCCCCCCCAGCAGCCCCCGAAACUCCACGGGCCGGAGGAGGAACAGGAAGAAGGACCACAAAAGCUCACUAUCUCUGGCUUCCAGUUCUGUUGGGCCGGGGGGGCAGAUCUUUCAUGUGGAAACGAGCGAGGUCAUCCUGAGGGGGGAUCCGCUCACAGGUUUUGGGGUCCAGCUGCAAGGAGGUGUCUUCGCCACAGAAACGCUGUCUGCUCCCCCAGUCAUCCGCUUUAUUGAGCCCGACAGCCCAGCUGAGAGGUGCGGGCUGCUGCAGGUUGGGGACCGGCUGCUGUCCAUUAACGGGAUCCCGACUGAAGAUGGCACUUUGGAGGAAGCCCAUCAGCUGCUCAGAGACUCUGCUCUGGCCAAUAAGGUCACAGUGGAGAUUGAGUUUGAUGUCGCAGAGUCAGUGGUUCCCAGCAGCGGCACCUUCCACGUUAAACUACCCAAGAGGAGAGGAGUGGAGCUGGGCAUCACCAUCAGUGCAAGUAAAAAACCUGGAAAGCCCCUCAUCAUCUCCGACAUCAGAAAAGGAAGCAUAGCACACAGAACAGGCACUCUGGAGCCUGGAGACCGGCUGCUGGCCAUCGACAGCGUGCGUCUGGAGAACUGCUCCAUGGAGGACGCCAUGCACGUCCUGCAGCAGGCCGAGGACAUGGUCAAACUCCGGAUCCAGAAAGACGAGGACAACAUUGAUGAGUUGGAGAUGUCGGGCUCUAUAAUCUACACAGUGGAGUUGAAGAGAUAUAACGGACCGCUAGGCAUCACGAUCUCUGGGACAGAGGAGCCCUUUGACCCCAUCGUCAUUUCAGGCCUCACCAAGAAAGGCCUGGCAGAGAGGACCGGAGCAAUCCAUAUAGGAGACCGAGUGCUGGCCAUCAACGGGGUCAGUCUGAAGGGGAAGCCGCUGAGCGAGGCCAUCCACCUCCUGCAGAUGGCCGGGGAGUCUGUCACCCUCAAGAUAAAAAAACAAGCUGACAAGUCUGAUGGCCGGCGGCCUCUGGACAGAGAAACUGGGUUUUUAAGCGACACAGAGGAUGAGCUGACAGACUCCCAGAAAACCAGCAAACACUCGGAGGUCUACUCUGCCACUCUGCCCAGUUUAGACUCUGCCAUGAGCUCCUGGGAUAGCUCAGGGUUCGAUGCAGGCUACGGUAGCCAAGGGACAUAUCUCCACAAAGCCUCAGAUCUAUUGCUCAAUCCAAAUGACUGGCGACGCACGAAGCUCAGGAGCCAAAUCGGCUCCAGCUCUGCAGGCCUGGUCCACCACUCAGCGCUGUACGAUGGGAGGUUCACUGAGGACGAGUGGGAUAAUAGACCUGGAUUCGUCAGCCCCCCUCGUUGCCAUGGCACCCUGAACCAGGAUGACAGCUUCUGGUCCCAGGCUCUGCAGGACCUGGAGACCUGCGGACAGUCGGAGAUACUCAGGGAGCUGGAGGCAUCCAUGACAGGUAGCGCUCUCAGUCUGUACCUGGAGGAAACCAAGACCAACGACGACUCAAUGUUUCGCUCUGAAAUCAGUCCCAUUAAAAGGGAAGCAAUGCACUUCGAGUCUAACAACAAAAACAACCUGCACAUGUUGACUGGAAGCAGAGACCUACCCCCCCGGGGCAGAGGGGACCCCUCGGAUAUCGUGUCCCCUACCACGCUGGCACUGCACAAGGUAACCUUAAGGAAGGACCCCGACAGCAAUGACUUUGGCUUCAGUGUAUCCGACGGGCUUCUGGAGAAAGGAGUUUAUGUCAACAUGAUCCGCCCCGACGGCCCAGCUGACAAGGCGGGGCUGAAACCCUUCGACCGCAUUCUUCAGGUGAACCGAGCCAGGACCAGGGACUUGGACUGCUGUCUGACUGUACCUCUUAUUAUAGAGGCAGGGGCCGCCCUGGACCUGGUCAUUAGCAGGAAUCCUCUGGCAGCAGACCCCGGGCGGCCCGACGACUCCAACGACCGCUCACAUUCACUGUUCUGCUUUCACGAGCAGCCCAGGACCAACAGCAUCGCCCUGUGACCACACAGAUAGACGGUAGCUUUAUGAAGCACUGGGACCACACACGCAUACACUCACACACACACUGUUGUGCACGGUACAUUUAUCACACGGUACCUCUCUGACACACCAACACAAAGAAUGGCCACUCUCACCGCCUGAAAGCAUCCCUCACUCACAAAGUUACAAGUGCAUGUGUUCACUUCUGCCGGUUUUAGUCACUGUGUUCCCAUGAUGCAGUUCAGAGGAGGCUCUGGCUUCAGGGCCCCCCCCCCCCCCCCCCCCACCACCCCCACCUCUUUCCUCUCCAGAGGCAAAGCCACAUGCAGGCUUAUAUAACAGGAGGAGUCAUAACAUCCUGGCUCAGUCAGAAGCUAACACACGCCUCUGGAGAGUCAAACACUGCACACACACAUACACACACUGCAUAUAUUUAAUAUCUUUUGCUCUGAUUGAGCUUCACGUUACCAUUUUAUUAUGCAAUCUUUUUGUUGCACAUAAAAUAUGCACAUGCAAUUCUUUAUAAAACACGCACGCACUGACACACAGGGUGUUAAUGGGCUCAAGUUCCAAGGCCCUUAUGCUUAUUUGAGUAAUUUCAUACACAACAUGGCUGACUGCCCUUGUUUCCAUUCUCUUCCCACACUGCCCGUCCCACAGAAGUGACAGGACCUCCAAAUAGACAAAAUGCUCCCUGGUAGUUUCCAAGGAUCGUUAGCUGAAUUGAAAACCUCCUUUCAUUUUAAUACCAGGAAUGCUUGUGAAGACACUCUACCCUUUCUGUUUUUCCUUGACGGUUUAAUAGUUUCUGAAUGGUUCCAGAGAGACUCCACUGUUCUCCACAGUUAUAUACAUUUAGUUUUUUUUUGCUCCCGUCUUGAUGACUCACCCUCACAUUAACAAAAAUGCUGUUUUCAGUUUCUGCACAUGUGUCUUGCUCGCACUGCGUUUGCACAUAAGGCACAUUUUAUGAUUUAUUUGUUGAAAAUUCCCUCACUUUCACAUUUCACUGUGUGACUCUGCGUCUCUAUAUGUGGCAUUACACCAGAAUGACUUAUGGGUUGGUUGGUGGUCCAUCACUGAUGCUUCCUUAAGUGAAUUACAUCCUUUCCCAAAACGGAGGAUGAAAUGCCUUUUACAUUUUCAGUGAUGAAUGAUUUUCUUGUUCUCAGUCCACAUCUGAUGUUCCCCUCUGCAGUAGCUGUUUUCUCUACCGUUAUCAAAAAGCAUGUAAGGCAUGGGUUUGUCUUUAGCAAGUAUCCCUCACUUAAAAAAAAAAAAACGGUAUUGGAAUUUGAUCUUUGCCCCGUUUUCAUCAUGUCUGUGUUUUUAUAAAGCUUUAGUGUAACAAAUCUGGCCUGCUGAUCCAGCUGCCUCUGGAGAUGAGAACCUGAUUCGUGUGUUGGCCGAUGUGAAGAUGUUGUGAGAUAGUUGCGAUGUUCAGAGAAGAUUGAAUAAUCCUUGGGACAGUGAAUUUUUUUUUAUCUGAUCCAGAUAUUUCUUAUAUAAAAUGACAUGUUAUACACAGAGGCCUAUUUCUAAGGUAUUUUAUUAAUUUACUGUAUCUUUUAUUUUGCUGUAUCAUUGGCAUGCUUUAUUUUUAUUUAAAGUAUAUGCACACAUUGAGUAUCUUCAUGAAAGCUGUGAUACUGAAUGUGGCUGCACAUAGUGUGGUCAAUUACAACAUCCUCCCUGAAUAAGUCAGGAAUAGUUUCAAAGUAACUUGAAAUAUUUAUUUAUUAAUAUGAUUUUUAUUUUUGUUAUUUAAUUUAUUAUAAACUAAGAAAUGUAUUUCUUUUUAUGAGAAUAAAGUUCAUGAAACCAUA